Molecule: messenger RNA, 3622 nt
Organism: Cottoperca gobio
Lineage: Eukaryota; Metazoa; Chordata; Actinopteri; Perciformes; Bovichtidae
Gene: gprc5c
Product: G protein-coupled receptor, class C, group 5, member C
Exons: 5
Coding region: 276-1532 (418 amino acids)
Biological process (GO): G protein-coupled receptor signaling pathway
Cellular component (GO): intracellular membrane-bounded organelle; signaling receptor complex; extracellular exosome
Molecular function (GO): protein kinase activator activity; G protein-coupled receptor activity
Source: RefSeq, a predicted model, not a curated record
CUCGUAAACGAUUCUUAAACUUUUAUUCUCCAUUUGAUCAGAAGUGAGCUGAGCUGGGAUCAGUCUGAUGACGUGUUCUAUGAGAUUUGUGGAAGAGUAGAAACUUUUUUACUGACUUCUCUUCUUUUUUUUUACUCUCGAUGAUUUACUGUGCCGUUACCGCCGGUUGGAGCAGGUGAAGAAGCGUUUCAGAGAUCAACAAGAACCAGCUCCGAGGUGCUCUCAGGAUCCCAGAACAACUCGUCCGAAUUGAAACCUGGUCUCUGCCAGUAGCAAUGGCUUCAAACUCCACCCCUAAGGGUUGCGGCUCUAGCGUGGACUCCCUUUAUUACAACUUGUGUGACCUUAAUGCCGUGUGGGGCAUCGUGCUGGAGGCCUUCGCAACGGCUGGCAUCAUCUUCUCCUUUGUUCUUUUCAUCUCGCUGCUAGCCAGCGUGCCCUUCACGCAAGACAAGAACCGCAAAAGCUCGGUGGCCCUCCAUGCCUUGUUCCUGGUCUGCACCGCCGGUCUCUUCUGCCUGACUUUCGCCUUCAUCGUGGGAAAGGAUUUCGCCACCUGCGCCUCCCGGAGGUUCCUCUUCGGCGUGCUGUUUGGCGGCUGCUUCGCUUGCCUCCUGAUGCAGUGCGUGAGGCUGAACAUCCUCGCCAGGUGUAACAGCGGGCCCCGGGCUUGGGUCUUGUGUCUCGGGGCAGUGGGUCUGUGGCUUGUGGAGGUGGUCAUCAACACAGAGUGGCUGAUCAUCACAGUGGUGCGCCACCCACAGGUGCCACUCAACGCCACAGCUGAAACUAGCAGAGCCACGGCUACGCCUUGCAACAUCGCCAAUGAGGACUUCGUCAUGGCGCUGAUCUACGUGAUGACCCUGAUCCUGGCUGUGGUGCUGGCAAGCUUGACCAUCAUGGCGGGCAAACACAAUCAUUGGAAGAAGGAAGGCGCCUUCAUCCUUCUAACCAGCUUUGUCACUGUGGGGAUUUGGGUGGCGUGGAUCGUCAUGUACGUCUACGGGAAUGAGAGGAACGGAGGGCCCGCUUGGGAUGACCCCACCUUGGCCAUCGCCUUGGUGGCGAAUGCGUGGGCGUUCCUCAUCCUCUACACAAUUCCGGACAUCUGCUGUUUGACCGGUGAUGAUGAAAGCCAGCCAAGCUUCGGGGAAGAUCUAUACCCGAACCGAGGAGUCGGCUACGAGACGAUCCUGAAGGAGCAGAGCUCGCAGAACAUGUUCGUGGAAAAUAAGGCUUUCUCUAUGGAUGAGCCCAACCAAGCGUCCAAGCCUGUGUCUCCAUACAGCGGCUACACGGGUCAGCUGCGUGGUUCAGUCUACCAGCCCACUGAGCUGGCUCUCAUCAGCAAAGCAGUGGGAAUCCACCCUCCGGACGUGUCGUUUGACAUGGUCAUUCCCAGAGCUUCCGUCAACUCUGCUGCCAACAGCGGGAGCAGCACCCCUUCGACACGCACUGAGGCCGGGAACACUGCACACACUCAGACAAACGGAAAUAGCGGGAAUGGUCUGCAUAGGACGUCCCAGUGGUGAAUACGCUGUGCCUCUCAACACCCCGUCAAAAUAUCUUCAGUUCAUGUCUUUUUCAUUUGCACCUGCUGAUUUGCUGUUCAUUGUGGUUCCCUAAGCUGGUUCUAAGAGGAACCCUCGGCCCAGACAUGUUGAGGCGACCGCUGGCUCGUCCCCACUGAUGGAAAACAGCUUCUAUUGACUGAUUUUUCCGUGAGCCGCUGGGCAUCAGAUAGUAUAGAGCUUCAUUUGGAAGUCAAAGCGACGGGAUGAAGCCGCGGCUCUGCUGCAGAACAAAGACUUUUUGCAAUGGUCGCCUUUCACUGAGAGUGGACUGUGAGCUCUCUGCAGGACCCAACCACACACAGACGAAGAGUGACGGUGCUGACGGCGCAAAUAUGAUAUUCACGUGUGCACACACACACACACACGUAAAAGUACACCCCCUUCCCCCUAAAAACACGCCAUAAACAAACUUUAUAACAGUCAAUGUCACGACACAGGCUGGAAAAGAAGAAACUAAAUCAGAAGGAUUGACUAACAUGUUGUGCACAGUCGAGUUUAAUUACAGGAGUCAAUGUAUAUUUGUCCCUGCAUUGUGAAUAUUGUUAUUAACCACACAUACAAUUGAGCUACUGGUGUUGGAUUAAUGUGAAUAUGUUUUUAGUGUGUCAAUGGUUCUACACUGCAUGGAUGCAUUGUAUGAAUGUGUAUAUUUAAUACUAUUUAUAGCACCACUGUGUGCUAUUUAAUUGUUUUAUCUUAUUUCUACCAAUCAAAUGAGAACAGAGAGCUCAAAUCACGCCUGUGAUUAGCUUGUUUCACUGGUUUAUAAUGCUCAAUGUCAUUUCUCAUUAACAUGAUAUGUUUUAUGUCCAUAUUCCAGAAUAAAUAUGUACUCCUUUAGCUGACCUACAAUUUCAGAACCUUGUCAUCUUCAGAGAUUUUUUGUUAUUUGCCUUCAAUAACAACAUAUUCCUGAGUCAGAACUACAGAAGGACCAUCAAAGCUUUAUGGGAGUUGUAGUUGUUGAAUGUUAAAAAAAUAAUCAAGGGCCAAAAUCAUUCACUAUUCACUCUGCAGUCCACAGUAUACUGACAUUUAUUAUAGCCUUUAUAUGGAACUCAAAUGAUCCCACAAUGCAUCCUAAAGAGUUUACAAUCUAUGGUCCAUAACUCAAAGCUAACGACCAUCAUGCAAGAGCUGCAGCGAUUAGUUGACUAAUCAAUUAAUUCAUUGACGACAAAAUAAUCACCAACUAUUUUGUUAAUAGAUUAAUAGUUGAAGUAAUAUUUCAUGCAAAAAUAUCAGAAAUGCUGUUUUCAGCCUCCCAAAUAUGGACAUGUUAUGCAUUUCUCUGUUUUUUAUCAUAAUAAAAUGACUAUCUUGACAAAACAAGACAUUUAAAGACAUCACUUUGGAUUAUAUACUGUAGACCAAACUACCCAAUUAGAACCUAAUUAAUCGAGAACAUAAUACAUAAAGCAGAUGAAUUGAUAAUGAAAAUAAUACAUCCAACUAUCAUCUUCAUUACUGAUUAAUCUGUAAAAAAAAAAUAAUCAAUGAAUCAUUUAGCUGAUAGAAUGUCAGAAGCGUUGUCUUCUCUGGGCAGGAGAUACAAGUGUCAUUUAGUUUUAAACACAAAUGUUGUUAAACACCCUUCUUGUGUGGUGAUGGGACUUCAGCUGUUUAUCAUUUAUCUUUUAUUUUAAUGUAUUGAAUUAUUUUCUUUUUUUUUACCACAGCCACUGUGUGAUAUGUCUUUAAUAUACAGCAAAUAAAUAUUCACUUGUCAUGUUUUGUAUAGUGAGUUUUCAAAAUGUACCUGGUGAUGACGAGGUCACUCUGGAAAUAUACUUUAUGGAUGAUCCUGGUUAGUAUUUGAUGUGGACCUCAAAGGAUGCUGAGACUCAGGACCAAACAUCCCCUCAAAAAGUUGAAUGAAGAGAAGAUUUGCAUUUCUGGUCAUGCAUGGCCUGCUGCAAACAACCUGGAGUCUGGAGACUGUCAUACAACUGUUGAUACAAACUCUGACAUGUCAUUUACUUAGAAUUAUACUAUUCACCUCAUAUAACAUACACAACAUGUGAUCUAUUUGAAUAAAAGUGCAGCCU